This is a messenger RNA of Symbiodinium necroappetens, 384 nucleotides long. Lineage: Eukaryota; Dinophyceae; Suessiales; Symbiodiniaceae. The record is from the annotation of a GenBank genome assembly.
AUGAGGCGAUCACUGCUCAGCCAGCUUCUUGUCGUUGCGGCCCUGGCCGUGUGGUGCGGCCUUAGUUUCGUCGGGCCGACUGCAGGGAGCGCCGCGCCUCGGCGGUCUGCAACGGCACUGGCUGCGGAGGCAAAGAAAGCACCAAAGAAGAAGGCCAAGGGACCGUGGGUGGGCCCCAAGAAGGGUUCUUGGGUAAAGAUCCUGCGGCCGGAGUCCUAUUGGUUCCAGCAGCGGGGGCAGGUCGUGAACGUGAACCAGAAGCCUGAGGUCAAGUACCCCGUGACUGUGAAGUUCGACUCUGUCAACUAUGCCAACGUGAACACCAACGGCUAUGCACUCUGGGAGGUGAUCGAGGCCCCUGCUCCGGGACCUGGUGAGGUCUGA